AUGGCUCCUACCGACGUCAAUGCUGUGCUGUCCAAGCUGACGCUAGAGGAGAAGAUUUCUAUCCUUGCUGGUGCUGACUUCUGGCAAACCGUCCCCAUCCCAGAGAAAGGAGUCCCGGCUCUCAAGACUAGCGAUGGACCUAAUGGUGCCCGCGGAGAGACCUUCUCCGGGGGUGUGACAGCCGCCUGCUUCCCCGCUGCUUGCAGUGUCGCCUCCACAUUUGAUGUUGACAUUGCUCGGCGAAUCGGUGUUGCUUUGGGAGAGGAGACUCUCACCAAGGGUGCUCGAUGCCUUCUUGGCCCUACUAUCUGUGGCCACCGUCAUCCCCUUGGUGGCCGAAACUUCGAGAGUUUCUCAGAGGACCCAUUUCUCGCGGGCACGCUUGCUUCGCAGAGCAUCCAGGGCAUUCAGUCCACAGGAGUUGCUGCCACGAUGAAACAUUAUGCUGUCAAUGAGCAAGAGACUGAGCGUUUGAGCGUAGACGAGAUUGUUGAUGAGCGUACUCUGCGUGAGAUUUACCUGAGGCCCUUUGAGAGGGUUGUUAAGGAGGCCAAGCCCGCGGCCGUCAUGACUGGUUACAACAAGGUCAACGGAAGCCACUGUGACUCUCACGAAUUCCUCUUAAAACAGGUCCUGCGAGGCGAAUGGGGAUGGGACGGUCUCGUCAUGAGUGAUUGGGGUGGUGUCAACUCUGUCGCCGAAUCUCUGAACGCCGGCCUGGAUCUUGAGAUGCCGGGCCCUACUCGAUGGCGAAAGGUUGACGAGGUGGUUGCUGCUGUCAAGGCUGGAAAGGUUUCAGAGGAAACUAUUAACGACCGCGCCAUCCACGUUCUUCGCUUCCUCGAGCGCCAGAAUUGCUUCAGCGACCCUACCAUCCCUCCUGAGAAGGCCGUGAACAAGCCCGAGCACCAGGCUCUUAUCCGCGAGGCUGGUUCCAAGGGAAUCGUGCUCCUGAAGAACAACGACAACGUUCUGCCCCUGACCAAGGAAAAGGCGCGGGGUAAGAAGAUCGCCCUGCUUGGCCUUGCUAAGGAGUCUCUUGCACAUGGAGGUGGCAGUGCCUCUUUGAACGCGCACUACAAGAUCACUCCUUGGGAUGCUCUUCAAGAGGCCUUCAAGGGCGAAAACGUCGAGUUCACGCAGGCCAAGGGUGCCCACACUUUAAGGCAGCUCCCCGUGAUUACGAACAAUGUAGUCGACGCAGAUGGCAAGCCUGGCUUUACCUGGCGCUCAUACCACGUUGGCGAGUCACAGCCCUACAACACUGUCGGUGGCCAUGGCAAGUCUGAGGUUUCGUUGCUGGACGGCUUGAACAUCGUCAACACCGGCAUUGAGCUUGAUGGAACCUUUACCGCCUCCGAAUCUGCUACCUACUACUUUACUCUCAGCGGCCUUGGCCCCUCUAGUGUGGCCAUCAACGGUACAGUCAUCUUUGAGCAGGAGGACAACUGCUCAGACCCGAUGGGUUUCCUGCUCGGCGGUGUCGCAUCCCCCUUGGUCAAGUACGAGUUUGAGUCCGGAAAGCAGUAUAAGAUCCUCAUCAAGAGUACACCCCCGGCCCCUGUCGAGGGUGUCGAUCUCGGCAUCCUCGAGGGCAAGGUCGGUGUGAGACUUGGAAACAUGUCAGCGUCCGAGCACGACAAGGAUAUCCUCACGGAAGCCAUCGAGCUGGCCAAGGCAGCCGACUACGCGAUCGUGUUCACUGGCCACGACCCUUCCUGGGAGACCGAGGGUCAGGACCAGCACAGCUUCAACCUUCCCAAGGAUGGCAGCCAAGACCGCCUGGUGUCCGGCGUCGCCGCUGUCAACCAGAACACCAUCGUCGUGAACUCGACUGGUGUGGCUGUCGCCAUGCCCUGGCUCGACGAGAUCAAGUCUUUGGUCCAUACCUGGUUCCCCGGACAAGAAGCUGGCAACUCCAUUGCCGACGUCCUCACUGGUGAACGAAACCCGGAGGGUCACCUUACCUGCACAUUCCCCAAGCGCCUGGAAGAUUCUCCCGCUUAUGGAAAUUUCCCUGGCGAGUACAACGGCCGUCAACUUACCGUCAAGUAUGCCGAGGGCGUCUUCGUUGGAUACAGACAUUUCGAUCGCUUGCCCGCGGAGAAGGUCAACUUCCCCUUUGGUUUCGGCCUCUCCUACACGACCUUCGGCUUCUCUGACCUUGAUGUCAAGCUGGCUGCCGGUGACGAGUGGACUGCUAGCGUCAAGGUGACCAACACAGGCUCGGUCAAGGGUGCCAUUGCCGUUCAGCUUUAUGUUGGCAACAGUAAGACCUCUCCCGAAAACCCUGUCAAGUCUCUAGUCAGCUUCAAGAAGGUGACCCUGGCCGCCGGAGGAUCCGCGGUAGUCGAGCUACCAGCCCGGGGCCGUGACAUUGCGUUCUGGAGCCAAAAGGAGCAGAAGUGGGUGCUCGAGGCGGGCGAGUAUAAUUUCAGCGUCGGGAAGAGCGCGGGUGAUCUGGUGGCAACAGCCACGGUGCAGGUCGGUGGCAAGACGUAUGCGCCUUAG
Molecule: messenger RNA, 2511 nt
Organism: Clonostachys solani
Lineage: Eukaryota; Fungi; Ascomycota; Sordariomycetes; Hypocreales; Bionectriaceae
Source: the annotation of a GenBank genome assembly